CCGAUUUCUCACUAUGGGAUGAACGCGUCAGUGUUAACUUUGCCUUUUCAGGAUGAGCCGCAGAGUACAAAGCUCACGGCGUCAACAACAUGUCUAACUUUAUCCUGGGUCUAGACGUGGGUACCACUUCUGUAAAAGCCGUUUUAUUAGAAAAAGGUUCCAGAAAUGUGGCAGCGAGUCACUCAUUACCUACGGACUCUGAUGUACUCGACAGCAGCGGGAUAAAGGCGAAAGAACAGGACACCGGUCUGAUCAUAGACGCCGUGAACCGAUGCAUCGGCCUGCUGCCCAGAGACAAACUGCAGCGUGUCUGCAGCAUCGGACUGUCCGGUCAGAUGCACGGGAUUUUAUUCUGGAGGGCACAGAGCGGUUGCGACUGGUCCAACAGGGACUUCUUCAUUGCCAGGGACACCAGUCAGCUGAUCACCUGGCAAGAUGGACGCUGCAGCAGUGACUUCCUGUCCUCUCUUCCAAAACCAGACUCACACCUCAGCGUAGCAACUGGGUUUGGCUGCGCAACGAUCUUCUGGUACAUGAAGCACAGGCCCGAGUUUCUAGAAGGCUUCACAGCUGCAGGCACCAUCCAGGACUAUGUGGUGUCCAUGCUGUGCGGGUUGGACCGCUGUGUGAUGACGCCUCAGAAUGCAGCCAGCUGGGGCUUCUUCAACACUUCAUCCAGUCAGUGGAACGAAAACGUUCUGAAGGGUGCCGGCUUCCCUUUGCACCUCCUUCCUCAGUGUGUGCCAUCUGGUGGCUUGGCGGGACAGACAUGCUCUGAAUGGCAUGGCAUCCCUGCUGGUACGCCAGUAGGGGCCGCCCUGGGAGACUUCCAGUGCUCUGUCUACUCCUGCAUGAGCACGCAGACAGAUGCAGUCCUGAACAUAAGCACCUCAGCCCAGCUGACCUUCACCAUGCCAGCUGACUUCAAACCACCACAUUCUCCUCAGCCCACCUCGCCCAUCUCUUACUUUCCUUACUUUGAGUCCACGUACUUGGCCGUGGCGGCGUCGCUGAACGGGGGAAACGUUCUGGCCACUUUUGUGGAGAUGCUGACUUCCUGGAUGAGAGAACUUGGCGCAGAGCCGAGUGAGUCGAACUUAUAUGAGAAGCUGAUUCAGAGCGCCCUAAAUCAAGAAACCAGCGACCUGAGGGUGAAUCCUACCAUCCUGGGAGAGAGACACAACCCCCUCUGCCUGGGCCAGGUGACCAACAUCUCCAGCUCCAAUGUCUCCCUGGGUCACGUGAUAAGGGCACUGUGCCACGGAGUCAUCACCAACAUCACGUCCAUGAUGCCUGCAGAGUGUCUGCAGCAGGCAGGGGUCAGCAGGAUCGUGGGCAGCGGGAGUGCACUCGCUCGCAAUGAGGUGCUAAGGCAGGAGGUGGAGAAGGCGUAUCCCCAGCAGGUGGUGUACGGACAGAACGCGGAUUCGGCCAUCGGCGUGGCCAUGGUGCUGUGUGACCGACUUUGAACGGGAGUCACAACGCCACGGAGGAAUCCUAAUUUGUUUACACGAUUAAUUGAGAAUUUUGCACAUUUCUGAUUUUGUUUUAUUGAAUAAUACCGCUCUGGUAAAAAAUCUAAAGACAUGUGGUACUUUAAUUCAGUGGAGGGAAAAAGCAGAAGUCUGUUUGCCUAAGCAUGGAUAAUAAUGGACCAAAAGACAGCAACCACUAAAUAAUAACUAUACGCUGAGUGCCACAAAUAUUUCAUUGUGAUUGAACAGCUAAGAGCAAUUAUCUGGCCCACUCCAGCUCUGCUGCCGGAUGUCUCGUGGUUUCUUUGACAGGGUAUUUUGUUUGUUGCCUUUUAGAUUUAAAGAGGCUUAAUCCAUAGAUGAUGUGUGAGAGAUCAGUUUGUUUCUUCUUCCUUUAUGAAAAUGAAGUUCAUACUACUGUGACUCUUUGGACUAGCUAGGCCCAGUGAACCUCACAUGGUUACUAAUUGUUUCAGUUAUCAUUAAGUCAAACAGGCCAUAAAUAAAAAGAUAAACUGAUCUUAAAUGGUGAUAAACAUAGCAGGUAGGUAUACCUCAGCCAGUUAGUGUGUUUUAACCACACUAACACAUUUUUGUAUUGAACGGCUAUAACGGUGUAAGAGCUUAAAAACGUAUCUUGUCAAAUGUAUACGCUGACUCUGACCUGAACACAGCAUUGGAUGAUUAAUAAUAGUCAGCUGCAGUGUGGUGAACUACCUUUGUGACUUUCUGCGUGCUAAAACUGCAUCUUCGCUUCCUGCACUAGAUCCAGAAGCAUUUCAAGUGACAGAGCCUUUAAGAUCGGAGGUGAAACAUUGGCUUUUGCCCUUGUAGUAUUUGUCUUUGUAACAACACAUACCCUGACCUGGUAAUUCAGUCAUCAGAGACUAACCUUUUCAUUGUUCGGAGCCAGAGUGGACACAUUUCUAUCACUGUCAAAGCCAAAUGAUUCCAAUGAUCUAUAAACCACUGCCCUUUCCCUGUAUUUUCUCCUUUUUUCUUACUUUGGCUGCUAUAGAAUCUGACAGCUCUACAUACUUUAUAGGGUCAUGCGGAGGUGUGGGUCUGUUUUCCUUGUGUUUUUGAAUGCAACUUAUUGCAAGACAAUAAGGUUUCACUUCCAGAUUCAACGCCGCUCCCUCUGUUCAUUCGCUUGCUUGGAUCACUGAAUCACUGCUACUCUCUUUUGCUCUUCCCAAGUGUCAGAAGAGGAGAAGGGGUCAUGCUGGAAUGUUGUGUUCAGAUUCAGAUUCAGAAAACUUUAUUUGAAUUUAAAGCGCAAGUGAGCAGCAUGACAUGUGUGUACAAGACACAACAACAAAAAACAAAAAUAGAACAAUGUAUUAACUACCCAAACUGUCCAUGGUGGAUGUAAACAUGACUGUAAGAGUAAAAGGAAUAAAGUGCAAACAGGAAUUACA
This is a messenger RNA of Mugil cephalus (flathead mullet), 2896 nucleotides long. RefSeq names its product sedoheptulokinase (gene shpk). Gene Ontology annotation, molecular function: sedoheptulokinase activity. Bases 90 to 1469 code for a protein of 459 amino acids. The record is from RefSeq and is a predicted model, not a curated record. Lineage: Eukaryota; Metazoa; Chordata; Actinopteri; Mugiliformes; Mugilidae. The transcript has 7 exons. Gene Ontology annotation, cellular component: cytosol. Gene Ontology annotation, biological process: carbohydrate metabolic process; cellular response to lipopolysaccharide.